CAAAACGAUAUCAGCUUGACUAGGUUCUAGGGAAUUUUAACCCGGCUUUAAUGUUGGGCUUUCCAAAUAGUGAUAUACUAGCCUAAUUAGCCUACUUAAUCACGCCCCCCGCUACGCCCUGAUUCUAAAGAAACUGUCGAACAGAACUUGCGCGGGUCUGCAGAGCGCGUGGCUAAAUCAUCAUCACUUGUUUACAUCAGAGGGAAGACAGACACAUCUCACGUAAAAGGGAAGACAGAGACAUCUCACUGCUGCUCAGGAGCCACAGCGCAGAGGGAGACCAGGAAGACUCAUCGCCAGAGGGUAGCGCUAGACCGCAGCGGGUCAGUUAUGAAGGUGGUUUGGGGGGUUCCCCUGCUCCUGCUGGGGCUCUUGGGGUGCCUCGAUGGGGCUGAAGAGGGGUGCAAACGAUGGCACACCUCCCAACAUGACACAGUAUGCUGUGAAGAGUGCAAACAAGGGAACCGCUUGGUCGACAAAUGUGGUGCAGAUCCCAAGAAGCUGUGUGAGCUGUGUAAAGAAGGCACGUACAUCAGCAGUCCUGGUCGGAGCACCUGUCUCAGCUGUACUCAGUGCACAGGACUGUACGAGGUGAAGCAGCCCUGCAGCCGUAUCUCCAACACCGUGUGCGGCUGUAAGACGGGGUACCGCUGUGGGGACCCCAAAUGCUCCUUCUGCUCUCAGGAGUGUGGAGUGGGCCAGCAGUCAGUAGAUAACAGGACCUGCCAGGCGUGCCCCCCCGGGACCUUCAACGACAAGCCCCACAGCAAGUGUGUCCCGUGGAGCACCAGGUGUCCUCAGCCAGAACAGAAGAUCGUGACGAAUGGCACCGCAGUCAGCGACGUCUUCUGCGACUUCAUUCCACAGGCUGAAAACGGCCAUACGAUAUGGAUGAUUGUGGCAAUCCUGGUCAUUGCUUUUACCUUCGUCAUCAUGGUCAUCACAUUAUUAGCCUUCAUCCUGAUCAGAUGGACUACGAAGAAAAAGAAGAAGAUCAUGGUGGCCACCAUUGAAACCACAGCAGAGAAACCAACAGUCUUGCAGGAGGUCCAGCGUUUGGUGGAGCAGGAGAGCUUGUGCUGGUGCCCCCAGCAGGAACAGGGAAGCAGCCUGGAGUCUGUGGACUCGCUGGACUCCAAGCUCAAACUCCUCGCCGUGUGAAGGGCACCAAGGCCAGCCCACACCCAGCCCCCCUGAUCGGUUUUGGGCGGGGGAUAAGGGAUUGGCGCACCUGGUUCAGGCACACUCCGCUUUACUAGAUGUUCACCGCUAGAGCUGGAAAGGAGUGAACUUCAGAGACACUUUGGAGGGAAAUCUUUCAGCACUAGCCAGACAUCAACUGUCAGUUUUUUGGGAAAGGGAACUGUGAAAUUGUGAUGCUUUAUUUAAUUUGUUUAUGCAAGAAAAUUAUUUAAUGUAUUUUGAAAAUAAUUAACUACGGUCACCAAUGGCAUAUGGCCUGGCAUAUUCCAUCUCCCCUUGUUGGGAACCUUUUAGAUCCUCCAGUGCAAUUGUACAUUUCGUUUUUGCAGAGGAACGGAAAUAGAUACCAAGAUGUGAGCCAUAUCCCAUUUGUGACAUUUUUUUCGUGCUAGAAUGGUGUAUACUAUUUACUGUUGGUGUAUUUAAGGUCAGAUUGUAUUCUGAACAGAAUUAACAUGGAUCCUCCUCCGGGAUCCUUUUAGUGAAUUUGUAAGUUCUGAUUUUGCAGUGAAACAUUUACAAUGCAGCACUUUUUUUUUCUCCUCGUCUUAAUGGAAUACCUCACAUGCACUCUACAUACAUCCAGGACUGGUUUGAUGGUAUCUUCCCCAGAGAAUUGCUGAGUCAUUUAGGAGGAGUAGUGUAGUAGUUUACUGUAGCUGACUGCCUAGCCUACUGUACUGUAGGCUGUAUGUUUCCAUAGUGUGAGCAGGUCCUACACAUGGCAGUGUAAAUGAAUGAACACUGCCUGCUCAAAGACCUGGACUGCAGCGCCACUGUAUUAACCACACGGUCUGGAAUAAGCUUGGAAGCCAAAAGCCUUUUAUUUACCUGCUAACCAGCAAAAGAUUAACAAUUACAAAGUAAACUUAUGUUUGGUAACAUUAUUUUGCAUUCAGUGGUUUAAUUUCCUUGUAAACUUGUAAGGUUGACCAUCCUAUGAGGCGACUAUUACAGAUAUGAAUAUAGCCAUCAUCUGGCACUGUGAAAACAAGUUGUCAACUAGGCUACUACAGUAUACCUCCUGGUUUUAUAGUAAAUAUUAAAAGUGAUGUACAUUUUGCCCCAUUA
Molecule: messenger RNA, 2274 nt
Organism: Conger conger (European conger)
Lineage: Eukaryota; Metazoa; Chordata; Actinopteri; Anguilliformes; Congridae
Gene: tnfrsf9b
Product: tumor necrosis factor receptor superfamily, member 9b
Exons: 8
Coding region: 331-1161 (276 amino acids)
Biological process (GO): regulation of cell population proliferation
Cellular component (GO): external side of plasma membrane
Molecular function (GO): signaling receptor activity; cytokine binding
Source: RefSeq, a predicted model, not a curated record